GCAGAGUGUUUUGACGAAGUGUGCAACAGAUUGAUUUUAUAUAUUUUGUCCCCACAAUGCUCGAUGAUUUUGAGGGAUUUACAAGUGGGAACGAAACAAUGCACAAACACUCCGACCGCUGGGGUAAGCUUAGCUUCGGCGUUGGGGUGUUGGACACGUUGACCGGCGGUGGAAUCCCAAGGCGUGGAAUAGUUGAACUGGCCGGUGAUCCGGGCGCGGGUAAAACUCAAAUUGCACUAAGGCUCGCCCUCAACGUUCAGCGCCAGGUGGAAGGCUCUUCCGUGGUGUACGUAGCCACCGAACAUCCGUUUCCAUCCCGGCGUUUGCUGCAGAUGGAGAGCGAGUACAAGCGGCUCCAUCAUUCCGAUGGCGCAGUGCAGAGGCAUAAUUUCGCCGACCACAUACUAGUGGAACGCGUGACUAAUGUGCCUACUCUGAUGGCCUGUUUAUUCGAACGAUUGCCACGUUUGCUAGAGAAAACAGUGGUCAGUCUACUAAUUAUCGACUCGAUUACGAGCCCCUUUCUGGACGAGGAAGAUUAUGUCGAGCGGGCGGAAACAUUUCGCACGAUGGUACACGAUCUGCACCGCUACCAGGAACGGCACAACAUGGCCAUCCUGGUCACCAACCAGGUACGCUGUGUGUUCGAUUCUUGGCCGCUCGACAAUGCGCAGAUCGUUCCGGCGCUCGGGUUGGCGUGGGGCAGCUUGGUACACACUCGAAUUCAGCUAUCCCGCCUGACGAACACCAACAACAAACAGUGUACGGUCGUUUUCGGACCAACCAUUAGGCCGGCACACGGUUUCUUUCACAUAAACAACUCGGGUCCGGCCGAUGUGGUAAAUCAAUCGGUCGGCGAUGACUAA
Anopheles bellator is the source of this 866-nucleotide messenger RNA. Its product is annotated as DNA repair protein XRCC3-like. Gene Ontology annotation, molecular function: ATP binding; ATP hydrolysis activity; ATP-dependent DNA damage sensor activity. NCBI's taxonomy places the organism in Eukaryota, Metazoa, Arthropoda, Insecta, Diptera, Culicidae. The coding region runs from base 57 to 866 and encodes 269 amino acids. Gene Ontology annotation, biological process: resolution of mitotic recombination intermediates; double-strand break repair via synthesis-dependent strand annealing; telomere maintenance via recombination. The transcript has 3 exons. Gene Ontology annotation, cellular component: replication fork; Rad51C-XRCC3 complex. The record is from RefSeq and is a predicted model, not a curated record.